CUGGCUGUGGGCAGUGCCGUCUUCGAUGCGAUGUUUAAUGGUGGAAUGGCCACAACUUCGACAGAGAUUGAACUGCCUGACGUGGAGCCUGCUGCCUUCCUCGCUCUGCUAAAAUUCCUUUAUUCAGAUGAAGUUCAGAUCGGACCAGAGACUGUUAUGACAACACUUUACACAGCUAAAAAAUAUGCAGUUCCAGCCCUUGAAGCUCACUGCGUGGAAUUCCUUAAAAAAAACCUCCGAGCAGACAACGCGUUCAUGCUGUUAACACAGGCGAGACUUUUUGAUGAGCCGCAGCUGGCCAGCCUGUGCCUGGAGAACAUCGACAAGAACACGUCGGACGCCAUCAAUGCGGAGGGGUUUACGGACAUUGAUCUGGAUACCCUGGUUGCGGUGCUGGAGAGGGACACCCUGGGGAUCCGGGAGGUUCGUUUGUUUAAUGCAGUGGUUCGCUGGUCAGAGGCUGAGUGUCAACGGCAGCAACUUCAGGUGAUUCCAGAGAACAAGCGGAAAGUACUGGGCAAAGCGCUUUCUCUUAUCCGCUUCCCAUUGAUGACUAUUGAGGAGUUUGCAGCAGGGCCUGCCCAGUCGGGGAUCCUGACGGACCGGGAGGUGGUGAGCCUGUUCCUCCACUUCACGGUGAACCCCAAGCCGCGGGUGGAGUUCAUCGACAGACCGCGCUGCUGCCUGCGAGGGAAGGAGUGCAGCAUCAGCCGAUUCCAGCAGGUGGAAAGCCGCUGGGGGUACAGUGGGACUAGUGACAGGAUAAG
Molecule: messenger RNA, 767 nt
Organism: Eurypyga helias (sunbittern)
Lineage: Eukaryota; Metazoa; Chordata; Aves; Eurypygiformes; Eurypygidae
Product: BTB/POZ domain-containing protein 2
Exons: 5
Biological process (GO): neurogenesis
Cellular component (GO): cytosol; P-body
Molecular function (GO): protein binding
Source: RefSeq, a predicted model, not a curated record